AUGGAGGCGUGUAAGGCCUACGCAGAACAAACAAAGCGUUGGAUUGUGCUGCCACUGCACAGUGCUCUGCCCUCAUUUAGUCAGGAAAAGAUCUUUCAUACUCCCCCCGACGGAGUGCGAAAGUGCGUUUUGGCCACCAAUAUCGCUGAAACUUCGGUCACUAUCGAUGGAAUAAGAUUUGUGGCUGACUCGGGUCGUGUCAAGGAACUAACGUGGGACGCUAUGACGCGAAUGCGUCGACUUAAGGAGACGGCCAUCUCAAAGGCAAGCGCUGACCAGCGCAAGGGCAGGGCGGGACGCACCGGACCCGGCGUCUGCUUUAGAUUCUUUAAGGAGGAGGAAUACAAUGAGUUUCAGCCCUUUACCACACCGGAGAUUAAAAGAGUGCCUCUCGAUCUGUUGGCGCUUCAAAUGAUGGCAAUGGGACUGCCCGACAUAAAGCGGUUUCCUUUCAUCGAGCCUCCAGAGACAAGAUCAUUGGAUGAAGCCCUUGAGACCCUCAUUGUGAGUGUUUCUCUUUCAUUCGUGUGGGCCAUUCAGAUGUCAUGUUUGGCCUGCAGAAUUCACUUCUGA
Hydatigera taeniaeformis is the source of this 573-nucleotide messenger RNA. NCBI's taxonomy places the organism in Eukaryota, Metazoa, Platyhelminthes, Cestoda, Cyclophyllidea, Taeniidae. The record is from the annotation of a GenBank genome assembly.